Ichthyophthirius multifiliis is the source of this 1056-nucleotide messenger RNA. RefSeq lists its product as hypothetical. The record is from RefSeq and is a predicted model, not a curated record. The transcript is spliced from 6 exons. Lineage: Eukaryota; Ciliophora; Oligohymenophorea; Hymenostomatida.
AUGAGUAAAAUUCCAAAAAAACAAAUUCAACAAAAGACUAGUUUUUUUACAGAAAAGUCUAGUAAAAAAGAUAUUGAAGAUGAAGAGGAUGAAGAAAAUGAAAAAAACAUGCUGAAAAAACUCAAAAAAAACAAAGAGAAAAAAUCUAAAAAAAUUCUUUAAUCAGAUUCUGAUUCUGACCAAAUGAACAAUGAGCAAACUAGAAUUUUUAUAAAAAAGAAAAAAGUCGAAGAGUAAAAAAUGCCUUAAGAAGAGACACAAAUAAGUGCUAAUAAUUACAAAAAUGAUAGUAGAAAAAUCAUAUAUGUUCCUCCUUUAAAUAUAAAUAUGAAAUGGAAUUAAUUAAGAAAUUCUAAUUGUUCUCAUGAAGAAUAUUAAAAAUGGGAAGAAUCAUUGAAAAAAAGUGAAGCUUUUGACAUAAAAGAUAUUAAAGAAACAAUUAUAUAAAGACUCGUAAAUUGCAAAAUAAAGGGAUUUUAAAGUAAGGAAUAAUUACUAUAAAAGGGAAUUUAAGAAAUAAUUGAAUAAAAUCCUUAAAUUAAUGAUAUAGAAUAUGAAUUAGAUGAAGCUUCAUUAGAAGAGUUCAGAAAUGACUAAUUUAAUUUAUUAGAAAAAUUAAUGAGUGAAAAUAACUUAAUUGCCACUGAUUUAUUAAGCUAAAAUAAUUUAUAAAAUAUUGAAAACUUAGAUCAGGCAAUAAUUGAAAUAGAGGAAAAUUAUUAUAAUAGCAAAAAUAGUGUAUAAAAAUAAUUCGAAAUAUACGAAAAAGAAGAAAAUAGUAUAAAAAAAUAUACUUAAGAUUGCUCAUUAAUCACUAUGAGGGUAAAAUCGCUUCUUUUAGAUAUUAAAUCUGACGAAUUGUUUACUGAUAGUAUUGAAAAUACUGAUAAAUUAGAUGAAUAAACUACAUUUUAACUUGUAGAGUUGACUGCUUAUAUUAUGAAUAAUGUCCAUUAUUUUUAAAAAUUUAAUUUAAAAUGCGAUUUGUUACACCCUUUAGAUCUUUAAUAUGUUAUAGAUAAGUUUUUGAAUAAUAUUUAAAAAUAAAAUAAAUGA